Messenger RNA from Uloborus diversus, 1623 nucleotides. RefSeq names its product facilitated trehalose transporter Tret1-2 homolog. Gene Ontology annotation, biological process: carbohydrate transport; transmembrane transport. NCBI's taxonomy places the organism in Eukaryota, Metazoa, Arthropoda, Arachnida, Araneae, Uloboridae. Gene Ontology annotation, cellular component: membrane. The record is from RefSeq and is a predicted model, not a curated record. The transcript is spliced from 2 exons. Gene Ontology annotation, molecular function: sugar transmembrane transporter activity. The coding region runs from base 19 to 1590 and encodes 523 amino acids.
UAGUUUUUUGAGAAAAAGAUGGAACAAAACUCAAAACCAAGAGGAGUUUCGACGACCAGCUCCACCAGCUCCGUAACAGAAUUUGUGAAUGAAGCAUUCGUUGAUUCUGAAUUGGAAUUGAGUAAAGUAGUGAGUCUCGAUGUAUCGAAUGACGACCAGUACAUAAAAAGGCCACUUCCGGGCAGCAAGGAACUGGUUUCUCAGCCCGCCUCUAAAGAUGACGCGGAAAAGGAUCUACAAAAAGGCACAGGAUUUAGGAAAAUGUACAUCGCAGCAUUUACAGCUUUACUUUUUGCCGUUUGCAUGGGAUAUACAGCGGCAUAUUCAGCAACAGCAACGGUUGAUAUGCUGGAACCACACAGCCGCAUCGAUCCAACGGAUGAUGAUGUCUCAUGGAUUGCAAGUCUAGUAGCAGUCGGAGCCCUCUUAGGAGGAACCGCUGGCGGUUAUUUAACGAACCGCUUGGGUCGCAAGGGUACGCUGGUCAUGAACGUGGUGCCUUACGUCACUGGUUGGGUACUGAUUGCAUAUGCUAACACAACCAUACUUAUCUUCAUAGGAAGAGUUGUGACAGGUUUCAGCACGGGACUAGUAUCCGUUGCCACGCCCAUGUAUCUAGUCGAAAUUGCUACGCCCGAUGUUCGUGGUUUGCUUGGUGCAUCUUUCCAAUUAUUCGUCGUCCUUGGAGUCCUACUCAUCUCUGGAGUAGGCUCUGCGCUGACUUGGCAGUGGUCGGCGGUGAGUGGUGCAUGCCUCUGUCUCUUUGCAACAUUUCUCAUGCUGCUGGUCCCCGAAUCACCGCGUUGGCUCAUCGGACAAAAGCGGCAAAAAGAAGCUAAAGAAGCCAUGAGGUUUUUACAAGGACCCAUGCUGGACGUCGAAGCAGAAUGCCACGCGCUCGAAGAAGACCUUCGACAACAGCCAUCCGGGGGCGUGCAUUAUCAGGAGUUCACUGCUCCAACUGUCUACAAGCCGUUCUUGCUGUCGAUUGCGCUCAUGUUUUUCCAGCAGUUCAGCGGCAUUAACGCAGUAUUGUUUUACACGACGCAAAUAUUCAAAUCUUCUGGUAGUUCUUUAGAACCAGCAGUUGCCACCAUACUUGUUGCGGUAGUUCAGGUGGUAGCUACCUUGGUCAGUAGCUUGUUGAUGGACAAGGCGGGCAGAAAGCCGUUGCUUCUUCUCUCGGGAGCAUGGAUGGCUAUCAGUUUAUUCUGUUUCGGUGGCUUUGAUUUUGCUAAGACAAAGGACGCAAGUAUUCUCAACACCUUUGGAUGGGUUCCAUUAGUGUGUCUUAUGUCCUUCGUUGCAGCGUUUUCAAUUGGCUACGGCCCAACUCCGUGGUUGAUGGUAGCAGAAAUGACCCCAAUUCGUUUUCGUAGUGUUGUGAGCGGCGUUGCGACAGCUCUCAAUUGGACUUUUGCUUUUAUCGUCACGAAAUCAUUCAAGGCGAUGGAGAAGGGUAUAAAAGGAUAUGGAGUGUAUUAUUAUUAUGGAUCUAUAUGUUUUGCGAGCCUUUUCUUGGCUAUAUUCUUCCUCCCAGAAACCAAAGGAAAGAAAGAAUCAGAAAUAAAAGAGUUCUUCGAUAAGUGAUAUGAUUUAUGCAUCUGAAGGUGGACCUAGUUU